Catharus ustulatus (Swainson's thrush) is the source of this 2181-nucleotide messenger RNA. It is a transcript of the gene RGS19, whose product is annotated as regulator of G protein signaling 19. Lineage: Eukaryota; Metazoa; Chordata; Aves; Passeriformes; Turdidae. Bases 251 to 850 code for a protein of 199 amino acids. The record is from RefSeq and is a predicted model, not a curated record. The transcript is spliced from 6 exons.
UGGGAGAAAACCCAGAGGGGCAGAGGGGAUCCCCAGUGUUGGUGCAGGGUGCCAGUACUGGGUGCACGAUGCUGAGUGCUCCAUCCAGGAGGCGGCAGGGACUUUAGCCGGGGGGUCUCACAGCUCACCCGCAGGCUGGGAGGAGCUGAGAACGGCAGAGCAGCCCCUGAAGCACGACCCAACCCCGCCCGCCGUGUAUGAGGCUGGGACGCAGUACGCAGGACCCGCGUCCACAGAGUCACUCCUUCCGAUGUCCCGGCAUGAGACUUCUCCGACAACGGUGCAACCCGCCAGCAACCACCGCCCCAACGCCUGCUGCUUCUGCUGGUGCUGCUGCUGCAGCUGCUCGUGGAACGAGGACCGAGAGCGAGCAUGGAGGGCAUCCCGGGAGACCAAACUGGAGACCAUCCCAAACUGUGAAGCGUGUGCCAAACCCACGCCAGAGGAGGUGCAGGGCUGGGCACAGUCCUUCGACAAGCUGAUGAAGAGCCCGGCGGGGCGCAACGUCUUCCGGGAGUUUUUGCGGACUGAGUACAGCGAGGAGAACAUGCUCUUCUGGCUGGCAUGUGAGGAGCUCAAAACCGAGUGCAACAAGCACACCAUCGACGAGAAGGCCAGGAUGAUCUACGAGGAUUACAUCUCCAUCCUCUCUCCCAAGGAGGUGAGCCUGGACUCGCGGGUGCGGGAGGUCAUCAACCGGAAGAUGCAGGAGCCGUCCUCGCACACCUUCGACGACGCACAGCUCCAGAUCUACACGCUGAUGCACAGAGACUCCUACCCUCGCUUCCUGAACUCUGCCAUUUACAAAUCGCUGCUCCAGACCGUCUCCCACUCCUCCUCGGAGUCCUAAGGGCACCCACCGGCCGUGGGGACACCAGUGGGGACAUGGUGGCCAGGGGCGGUCGGUGCCUCCUCCCCUCUGCCGCCCUCCUCGCCAGACCUCACCAAGUUUUUAGCUUUUUACCUAUGGACUGUCACCCCGGUGACUGGGCCACACUCCAGGACUGUCCCCAGGACACAGCCUGGGCCAGCUCAUACUACUGAUUGUCUGCCCCGUCCCCAGCGCUGGCCAGAGCGAGCUGGGACAGUGCCUGGGGCCUGGCUCCCCCACACCCUGUUUGGAAGAGGUCACUUCAUCCCAUCUCCACCACACCUGGGGACACAGCUCGUCCCCAUUUGCAACCUGAGACCCAGUUGGGGACUGGGUUGGGGUUUUUUUGAGGUGGGGGGGACGUUGACUGUUGUUGGUUUGGGUUUGUUUUUUUUUUUUUUAAUUUUAAAUGCUCUUCUGGUUGGCUUUUACUGGGGGACUUGAGGUGCGGGAGGGCGGGGUUGACGAGCAUCUCUGUACAUAUAAAAACUUGUCAGGUUUACCUCGCUCCAGCUGUUUGAGGUGGCCCAAAGGGCAGGGGGGUGGUGCUAGAGCCUGUUUGUAUUCCCAGUGGAUCCCAUGGAGCAGAGGGCAGAGCUCUGAGGUGCAAGAAGGGACCAUGGGGAUAUGCUCGGGGGGAGGGCAGGGGGUGUCUUACAGCUGCCUCCCCUGCCAGUCCCCAGGACACAUCAGCACUGCUUCAGCCCCAGGACACCACACACUGUCACCCCAAAGCAUCCUCCAUCCCUGGUUCAUGGACUCAGGGGGAAAAUAUGUGUGCAGUUGUCUGCCCUUCUGCAGGUACCAGGACAGCUGCAUGAGAGAGCUCCCAGCUGGCCCAGAGCUGCCCUGCCAGCAGGGAGAAGCCCAGGGGUCUGCCCUGGUCCCUCACUGAGCAGGGACUUGGGUUCCAUGCAGGAUGGGAAGUGUCACAGGGAGGAUACAGAAUUCCCAUGUUUUUGCACAGCACAAGGAAUGAUUUACUGAAGGCUCAGUGUCCAGGAUUAAAACAUGCCUGUCCCUGCCCUUUAACAGUGAAACAAAGCCAACACAGGGGUUUUGCUGCCAGUCUUUGCUUUUCCUGAUCCAUCACAGCAGUUUCUUAUUUAUCCACCCCCUACCCAUCUCUCUCCAGCCCUUCCAAAAGAAAAAAAGUGCUUUUUAUUGAACAUGUUUUUUAAACAAACCAAUUCUUUCAGGGUUUUUUUUGUUUUUGUUUCCUUCCUUCCUCAUGGCAUGACUGUGUGGAAAUUCAUGUCAGUAAAUUUAGUUUUCUUUGCCAAGUUGGAAAUACAGUUCAAGAAAAUGUA